This is a messenger RNA of Lasiodiplodia theobromae, 270 nucleotides long. RefSeq names its product ATPAse f0 complex mitochondrial subunit E. The record is from RefSeq and is a predicted model, not a curated record. Gene Ontology annotation, molecular function: proton transmembrane transporter activity. Gene Ontology annotation, biological process: proton motive force-driven ATP synthesis. NCBI's taxonomy places the organism in Eukaryota, Fungi, Ascomycota, Dothideomycetes, Botryosphaeriales, Botryosphaeriaceae. The transcript has 3 exons. The coding region runs from base 1 to 270 and encodes 89 amino acids.
AUGGCAUCGACGGGGGUUAACGUCCUGAGGUGGUCUGCGCUCGGCCUCGGCCUGUUCUACGGCGUCUACCACCAGGCCAAGCUCUCCUCGCAGGACAAGGCCGCCGCCAUCCACCGCGAGUACCAGCGGAAAGAGGAGCUCAUCAAGAAGGCCAAGGAGGAGUGGACCAAGAAGACCGCGCCGCCCUCGCGCUCUGGACUUGUCACGGACCCCGAAGACCCCAAGUUCGAUCUGGAGGCAUACCUGAAGGCGAAGGCCGAGGAGAAAUAA